AUGGUGUCGUCGGGCGCCAGCAAGCAAGAAGCGAACACAACGCCGAAGAAAAAAUGUCUAGUCCACGGGAGUCAAGGGCUCCAAGAACAGCAUGUCGUUCGAAAGAGGACGGGUAGGACCCCGCGCCCUCCCUCCCGCAGAGUGAAAGCGCCGGCUAGGUGGACAGGGUGCAUGGACCAGGUGUUUGUUUUUUUAGUACCUCAUGGCUUGCCGUGUCCGCUGGCCUUGAUCCAAGCAGCUUCGAGCUUCGUCCAGCCGCUCUCCUCCUCGCCGGCAAUGCCUAAGAAGAAACACCAAGCCAAGUUUGCAAAACCGCAAUCCACCGCUCCGGCAUCUCUCGGCGCAUCCGCUUCCAGACCCAUCCCUCCAGCUUCGUCCAACCACACUCCCCCCUCGGCUCCUACCUCCUCCGCCUUUGCGUCUACGACAUCGUCCAGCGGCCCGAUCACCCUGCCCCCAAACUUGCGACAGAUCCUCCAGAUCCCAGAAACCCCUUCACCCUUACCGAGGAGGCCGCUCAGGAAUGAUGCCAACGGAAGGAGGCUGCCCCCCGGCCCUCGCGCUCCCCAGAGCUGGAGCGUCCAGCGCAGCAACCUCGCCCGUCAGCUGGGUGGUCACUCGACCGAUCAUGCGGUACAUGCAGAGUUCCACCAAUUGCCCGGCACAUAUGCGCCCGCUCGAAGCUCCAUGACAGACCUGCUGUUGAGGAAGAUGGCUCUGGAGUGGGAGUUCCAGGGCGUCUAUAAUCAGCACUAUCUGAGCUCCCUGCACAGUCGUCUGCGCUCGUCUCUGAUCGCGUACAUUGGCACGGCGGAUGCUAUGACGAAGGGAGGGAUGCAAAUUCUAGUGUCGGAGGCCGUUAACGAGCUCAACAAUGACCUUCUACUAUUCUCGAUUUGUCCGCUCAUCACACACAGUCUAUCGUCGCGAGCUGACAGACGUGCUCUUCCCCCUCGGCUCGCCGCACUGUCGAGGUUGUGCAGGACUCCUGGGACACGGCUGACGCGCCGUCUCUGCCGCCAGGCUCCUCCCCAAAUUGACACACCUGUCGCUUCGCCUUGCGCCCCUCGAACACCCCCACUGCUUCGUGGAAAGCAACUGCUUGCCCUGGCGGCCAAGAUCCCGACCCUCACGCAUCUCAGCCUGGCCUACUGGCCUGAGCCCUCGCUCACCCCGAACGCCAAAUUCUCGACAAUCGCUGGCGCGCAGGGUCGCGACGUGCCCUACAGUGGCACGGGGCCCUACUCGCAUACCGUGGACGACGACUGGACAGAGGCCAUCAUCCUGCUGCGCAGGUUGAGCAAGCAUCUCUACGGACUGGAGUACCUCGACCUGACCGGGUGCUCGGCAUGGUACUCUGUGCUCACUUACGACCAAGACGGUGAUAGGAUCGACUGGGAGGGGCACUGGGGCAAGAUGACGACACUGAGACUCCGGUAUGGUUUUCCGAUAAGCGAGAAUACGCCCGAAGCAGACCGUGAAGCGCGGGCCAAGGCAUUCGCUGUCGCGGAGCAGGUGGAGAAACGGAUCGUGGGCAAGCGGGCUGGCAAGGGACGGUUCAUUACUGUGGAAAGAGAUGGUAUGGAAAGACAUGCCUGA
Verticillium alfalfae VaMs.102 is the source of this 1599-nucleotide messenger RNA. RefSeq lists its product as hypothetical. Bases 1 to 1599 code for a protein of 532 amino acids. The transcript is spliced from 5 exons. The record is from RefSeq and is a predicted model, not a curated record. Lineage: Eukaryota; Fungi; Ascomycota; Sordariomycetes; Glomerellales; Plectosphaerellaceae.